AUGGGGAGGAAGUCUGGCAUCUCGAUCCGCUCCUAUGCGGCAGCAACGGCAGCUUCGGGGCAGGGGCAGCAGGCUGAUGACAGUGCGGUGCAGAUGCAGAUAGAAGCGAGCGAACGGGCUACCCUACAGGCAACUCUAGAUACGCGUCCGAUCAACACGAAGAGAAAGUAUGAAACCUAUCAGACUGAGUUUCAGAGUUGGUGCAGUGAAAAGCAGUUCUGCGAUGGAGCUACAGCCACAAAAGGGAAGCUUCACCUUUUCCUGACGGAGCAGGUGGUAGGUCGAGAAUCCAAGAAGAAGAAGGGCACGUUCGUUGGCGGUUCGACUGUUUGCGGCUAUGUGAAUGCAAUCGUCGAUCUCGACAACCAACAAGUCGCGCUGAAGAUUAACUCGAAUGCCCAUCCCCGGUCUGCUCAAGUCAAGCAGCUGAUAAAGAAUGUACAAGCCCAAACAACGGAAACACGGAACAAGAACUACCAAGAUCGUGGUGUUGGUUCGUUGCUCGAUGGGUACCACUCUGAGGAGCAAUUCCGACAGAUUUGUGACACCUUUUUUCUUUUGGGCGAUCUGCGUGGGCGGGCGGCGUUUCUGGUAUCGCACUUUGGGUCGCUACGCGGGGAGAACGCACGUAACCUCGAGCUGGCCGACAUGUUCUCUCAGGUGCUGGAUGGAGAAGGAUUUCAGACCUGUAUCGCUCUGGUGAUACUAAUCCAGCACGGAAAGACAAACACUGAUCUCGAGCGCAACCUGCUAGAAGAGCGCCACCACCGCCAGACGGCUGAGUAUGCUCCGCAAGAACCUGAGACGAUCAAGCAACUGCAUGAGACGAACAAAGAGCUGCGCGAUGCCAUGAAAAAAGAGAUCGAGGCCAACGAAGACCACCGCAAGACGAUUGAGCACCAACAAGACCUUAUCGACAAAGGGAUCAAGUCCAAUGAGAUCCAGCAACGCAUGAUUCAGGACCUGCAACGCGAAUUGCCGGCUCUUCGGCACCAGCUUAGACAGCAGCAAGUACAGAACCAUAGUGAUAUGGACAAUCUGCGUCUCGAGUUUAGAGCACAACGAGAAAAGGAUCGUGCAUUGGUCGAGUCCAAUCUUCUGGCAUUGAAGCGAUAUCACAACGAGACCGCGCGAUGCCGACCAGAACUGAAGCUACUCGCGGUCUCUUCAAAUCGACGGACAGCCUUGACGAUAAACGAGGGAUCCAUCGAAGGAAAAAUGCUAGAACGCGUUCGUGCGUUCAAUGAAAACAGUCGCGCUGGUGCGAGAGCUGAAGAAGAUAAGCGCGUGAAGACGGAGAUCACAUUCCACCACUCGAAGGAGAAAAAUUUGAAGAGGACGAUCUCACGCGGCAAGCGCACGCGCGAAAUCUCGGUGAAAGCGUCGGACACGGUCGUCGUCCCCGGUGUGGUGGACGAAGCUCGUCUAAAAAUCGACAACGCGCUCGAUGCAGCGGGGCUGCGUGACGAAGUCGCGAUUCGAUAUCUCCGGCGCGGCAUCAAGUACGACAAGCACGAAGGCGUUGACGAAAUCGUGUUUGAUAGCCUCGACGAAGUCGUCGCCAGUCACAGAGCGUCGUCGAGUGACAAGUACUGCAAAGCGUCGACGUACUUGCUCUUGAAUGACGUGCUGGUGACCCCUGUGUGGCAGUUCGAAGUGGUAUAA
Molecule: messenger RNA, 1665 nt
Organism: Phytophthora sojae
Lineage: Eukaryota; Oomycota; Peronosporomycetes; Peronosporales; Peronosporaceae
Exons: 4
Coding region: 1-1665 (554 amino acids)
Molecular function (GO): DNA binding
Source: RefSeq, a predicted model, not a curated record